AUGGCUGUCCUGUCACUAGCGUUGCUUCUUGUAGGAUUUAUAGUGACUUCAGCUGACAAGGCUGGUGAAAAAGACAAAAAGGAGGAUGAACUAAAGAGCAGGUUGACGGAAUAUGGCCUGGUAACUCCCUUCAGCACCGACUCCCACGGACAUUACCUGUCACACUUGCUGUCCGCCACUCACAAACAGCGUGUAAAGAGGGAGGUGUUUUCUUCCAGUGAAUCCGAGCAGAAGCUUUUCUUCAACAUCACCGCCUUCGGUAAAGAGUUCCAUCUACGCUUGCACCCGAACAACAGGCUGGUGGCGCCGGGCGCGAUGGUGGAGUGGCACGACGAGGUCGAAGGCUUUGGGAAUGUCAGCGAAAGCAUUAGCGACGCCGGCGGUGCGGGCGCCAACCAGACUGAACCAACCGGCAUGACGGAGAGGAUACUUCGCCGUGAGCUGCUAAAGACAGACUGCACCUUUAUCGGUGACAUCACAGACGUCCCUGGGGCCUCGGUUGCCAUUAACAACUGUGACGGAUUGGCUGGGAUGAUCCGCACCGACUCGGACGAGUACUUCAUCGAGCCGCUGGAGAGAGGCACCCAGGAGCUGGAGGACCAGGGCAGAGUCCAUGUAGUUUACCGCAGGUCGGCUGUGCUGAAGGACCCCUCCGACAUCUCUGUGGACUACCAGCAGCAAGAGGUGGAUGUUCCAGAGCUGGAUGUUCCCGGAGCUCUCGACUCUGUAGCCAAGCAGGUGAACGAGACAGUCCGCCGCCGCCGCCGCCGUGAUGCCGGAGAGGAUGACUACAACAUUGAAAUCCUGCUGGGAGUUGAUGACUCUGUGGUUCGUUUUCACGGAAAGGAGCAUGUGCAGAAUUACCUCCUCACUCUCAUGAAUAUCGUGAAUGAGAUUUACCACGAUGAGUCGCUGGGAGUCCACAUCAACGUGGUCCUGGUCAGGAUGAUCAUGCUCGGGUAUGCCAAGUCCAUCAGCCUCAUUGAAAGAGGCAACCCGUCACGGAGCCUGGAGAAUGUGUGCCGCUGGGCAUUUGUGCAGCAGAAAGGCGACCCUGAUCAUGCUGAACACCACGACCACGCAAUUUUCCUCACUCGCCAAGGUUUUGGCCCCACAGGGAUGCAGGGUUACGCUCCAGUCACAGGAAUGUGCCACCCAGUCCGGAGCUGCACCCUCAACCACGAAGACGGCUUCUCCUCAGCCUUUGUUGUGGCUCACGAGACCGGACAUGAGCUGAAGAGAUACAUCCACACAUAUGAAUGUCUCCUGGAUGAUCCCUUCAAACACGACUGGCCGCAGCUUCCUGAACUCCCUGGCAUCAACUAUUCGAUGGAUGAGCAGUGUCGAUUUGACUUUGGCGUGGGCUAUAAGAUCUGCACUUCAUUUCGUACAUUUGACCCGUGUAAACAGCUCUGGUGCAGUCACCCAGACAACCCUUACUUCUGCAAAACCAAGAAGGGUCCGCCUCUUGAUGGAACUGAAUGUGCUCCUGGAAAAUGGUGCUACAAAGGUCACUGCAUGUGGAAAAACCCAAAUCAGGUCAAGCAAGAUGGCGCCUGGGGCUCCUGGAGCAAAUUUGGCUCCUGCUCUCGCUCUUGUGGAACCGGCGUUCGCUUCCGGACACGUCAGUGCAACAACCCGGCUCCCUCCAACGGUGGCCAGGACUGCCCGGGAGUAAACUACGAGUAUCAACUCUGCAACACUGACGACUGCCCAAAACACUUUGAGGAUUUCCGAGCCCAGCAGUGCCAGCUCCGAAACUCUCACUUUGAGUUCCAAAGUGCCAAACACCACUGGCUUCCCUACGAGCAUCCCGACACCAACAAGAGGUGCCAUUUGUACUGCCAGUCAAAGGAGACCGGAGACGUGGCGUACAUGAAGCAGCUGGUGCAUGAUGGGACACGUUGCUCCUAUAAGGAUGCCUACGAUAUCUGCGUGCGUGGAGAAUGUGUGAAAGUUGGCUGCGACAGAGAAAUCGGCUCCAACAAAGUGGAGGACAAAUGUGGCGUUUGUGGUGGGGACAACUCCCACUGCCGCACCGUUAAAGGAACCUUCACCCGAACACCAAAGAAAGCUGGGAAGACCAGAGGAGCCUUCUCUUUGCCCAAAGGAGCUCGAAAUGUGUUUUUAAAUGAAUCGGAAGACUUUAGAAAUGUACUUGGUUACCUUAAGAUGUUUCUCAUUCCUCCUGGAAGUAGACAUGUGAUCAUCCAAGAACAUGAGGCCUUCCCUCAAAUUCUUGCGAUCAAGAACCAGGCAACAGGGCAUUACAUUCUCAACGGGAAAGGAGAGGAGAUCAAGUCCAGAAGCUUCAUUGACUUGGGCGUGGAGUGGCACUACAUCAUCGAAGACGAAGUGGAGACUCUGCAAACUGACGGACCUCUGCAUGACCCCGUGGUGGUCCUGAUUAUACCCAAGGACAAUGAGACACGAUCUACAUUAAUGUACAAGUACAUCAUCCAUGAAGAUUCAGUGCCUGUCAACAACAACAAUGUCCUCCAGGAGGAUACAUACGAGUGGGCUCUGAAGAGCUGGUCUCCGUGUUCCAAGCCUUGUGCCGGAGGGUUUCAGUACACCAAAUACGGCUGUCGAAAGAAGGGUGACACCAAAAUGGUCCAUCGAGGCUACUGCGACGCCAGCAAGAAACCAAAACCAAUCCGCAGAAUGUGUAACCUUCAGGACUGCACACAACCUCAAUGGAUGUCAGAGGAAUGGGAGUAUUGUACCAAAACCUGCGGCAGCCUGGGCUUUCAGAUCCGGACCGUUCGCUGCGUCCAGUUUCUCCACGACAGCACCAACCGCUCCGUCCACAGCAAAUACUGCAGCGGAGAGAAGCCGGAGAGCCGGAGACCCUGUAACAGAGUCCCCUGUCCUGCUCAGUGGCGGACCGGAGCCUGGUCAGAGUGCUCUGUGACCUGUGGCGAGGGAAUGGAGAGACGUCUGGUCACUUGCCGGAUCGGAGACCAAUGUAACGGAGACAAACCUGAAAAUGUAAGACCGUGCAGACCGGGACCUUGCCACGAUGAGCCGUGCAAUGGAGACAAGUCCAUCUUCUGCCAAAUGGAGGUCCUAGCACGUUACUGCUCCAUCCCAGGCUACAACAAACUGUGCUGCGACUCCUGCCACAAGCGCAACGGAGCGAUGUCUCUGUUCUCCGAGGCGGCCGAGACGGAGGAGCAUAUCCGCUUUGGGUCAGCCUCCCAGCUGCUAGAGACAUUAACGGCCUCUGUAGCAGCCAAUGGUACUCGCAGCGGUAAACAAGGCUCAGGCAAAGGAUCUGCAACAUCAGGCAAUGCUGCAAAACACAUCACCACCCCCGCACCGAUCAAGAAAACCCCAUCAAAGAUCACAACGGCACCGAGGCGGGUUCCACGGCACAUGGGACUCACUGGCAGGAAGCUGCCCGUUAUGGCACCUUCUACCCUGGAUGAUCCUGCUGAGGGUCAAAGGUCAAGCAGCUUCACAGAUAGUCAAUGGCCCAGAGUACACUCUGAAGUGGAGCGAUGAAAGUGACACCUUCCUCUUCAGGACUCUAAAUGUACAGUAGA
Messenger RNA from Scomber scombrus (Atlantic mackerel), 3548 nucleotides. It is a transcript of the gene adamts3, whose product is annotated as ADAM metallopeptidase with thrombospondin type 1 motif, 3. The record is from RefSeq and is a predicted model, not a curated record. NCBI's taxonomy places the organism in Eukaryota, Metazoa, Chordata, Actinopteri, Scombriformes, Scombridae. The transcript has 23 exons. Gene Ontology annotation, cellular component: extracellular matrix. Gene Ontology annotation, molecular function: metalloendopeptidase activity. Gene Ontology annotation, biological process: extracellular matrix organization; proteolysis. Bases 1 to 3507 code for a protein of 1168 amino acids.